Molecule: messenger RNA, 2097 nt
Organism: Aureobasidium musti
Lineage: Eukaryota; Fungi; Ascomycota; Dothideomycetes; Dothideales; Saccotheciaceae
Source: the annotation of a GenBank genome assembly
AUGGACCCCUUACGACUAUUAACAAGAUCGACCAAGUUCGCAAAGAAGAGCACUUCGACUGGCACGCAGAUACACACACCAUCCUCGGGACCUGCUUCGAAUCCGCAACUCUUCGAUCAUGGCAACGAAUCUUCAAUACUGAACCGCAAACGCAAGCGAGGGAGCGAGACGGUGGCACCUAGUCUGGACUUCUUCGGUGGCGGCGCAUCAGCCAAAGAGAAAGAUGGCCAACAGAAAGAGCAGGACGCCUUGGAGGAGCAAUCAAACCUGCACCAAGAACAAGCCGCAGCGCCUGUGGCAAUGAGCACCGAAGAGUCCAAACAACUGCUCGGACGUCACAAGAUCAAGAUUACUCUAUUCCGCAAUCAAGACGAGGCCCCCACCAAGAAGAAAAAGAAGGAAAAGGCUGUCAAGGAUAAGAAGUCUUCUCAGAGCGGGAGCGCCCAAGCGACACCACUCUAUCCUGCUCCUGUCAGUGACUUCAAUAGUCUAGCGCCCAGAUACCGUCUCUCAAAGGCUCUUCUCCGGAACAUCAAGGACAAUGGCUACAGCACUACCACCGAAGUCCAACUUGCCGCAUUGUCGCUUUUGCUCGAUACACGCGCACAUCUGCUUGCACAGGAACAAUCUCAAGACCAAAAACAACAACAACAAGAGCCCGUUCUGGAUGUCGAUCUUUUGAGCAUUGCACCGACAGGCAGCGGCAAGACCCUGGCCUUUAUGAUUCCUCUCAUCCAUGCUCUGGUUCUCGCACGUCGCUCCCAAACACACUCCGGUCCUCAAGCCAUAAUCCUCGCCCCUACAAAGGAACUUGCCAGUCAGAUCGCCAAUGAAGGCAGAAAGUUGGCCCUCAACACUGCUAUACGCAUCACAAAUGUGCGUAAGGGCAUGCACCUCGGCUCAGACUCCUCGCCCGAUGCAGACGCUCCUGAAAAGGACGUGCCUCCCGUCAAGGCCGACAUCCUCGUCUCAACUCCGGCUGCUUUGAAAAAUGCCAUGGGUGACACCAAUACCACUUCCCACGCCCUGUCUCAAAUCCGCUUUCUGGUCCUCGACGAGGCCGAUGUUCUNUUGGAUCCCUUGUUCCGCGACCAAACUCUGGCUGUAUGGAAUGCCUUGUCCAGCCCCUCUCUGCGUCUUGGUUUCUGGUCUGCUACCAUGGGUUCCAACAUUGAGGAGCUUGUCAAAGCCACCAUCAAGGACCGUGCUGAGAGGCUCUCUGAGACGACUUCCACUCCAGUUCAGAUCGCACCCUUUGUGCGCCUUGUCGUUGGCCUUAAAGACUCGGCUGUACCCAACAUUGACCACCGCCUGAUUUACGCUGCCACAGAGCAAGGUAAGCUCAUGGCUCUCCGCCAGCUAUUACAUCCUACUUCAACCGGAGUCGACAAGCAGCCUAUUGUCCGCGCCCCCUUCCUCAUCUUUACUCAAACGAUAGAGCGCGCAGUCGCCUUGCACUCCGAACUUCUCUACGACAUUCCCGCCGAAGCAGGUGGUAUUUCUCGUAUCUCGGUUUUGCAUUCAGACCUCUCUGAUACCGCGCGUGAUCAUGUAAUGACCCGCUUCCGCAAGGGCGAGGUCUGGAUCUUGAUCACCACCGAUCUCCUGUCACGAGGUGUCGACUUCCGUGGCAUCAACGCUGUGAUCAACUACGACGCGCCGACCUCUGCCGCUGCUUAUGUGCAUCGUGUUGGACGUACAGGCCGUGCUGGUAGAGAAGGUGGUGUAGCCCUGACUUACUACACAGAUGAUGACGUCGCGUCCAUCAAGACAGUUGCCAACAUCAUCGUUGCGAGUCAAAAGCAGAAGGGGGCAGCAGGUGGCACAACAAAUAUUCAACAAUGGUUGCUGGACGCUUUACCCACACCCAGCAAACGCGACAAGCAGCAGCUCAAGAAACGUGGUAUCGAAACCAGAAGAUCUGCUUCUGGCAAGGAUUCCAAGACCGGCAAGCCAAAGGCGCGUAUCAGCACAAAGAGUGGUUACAUCAGAAAGCUCGAGAACAACAGAAAGGGUGCAGUCGCAGCGAGUAGGAAUCCACAAGAAUCGGGGAACGCUUCAGAUUCGGCUGAGAGCUUUGGCGGAUUUGAAGAAUAA